CGCGCACUCGGAGUGUCGGGCGGGCUGGCGGAGCGCGGACCGAGAGAGGAGCGUCGGACGGGCGGGUGGAGAGCGGGAGAGACGGCCGGUCGGCCCUGACUGACUGACUGACCGACCGACUGCAGGAUGAACGCGGCCAAGUCCCGUGAACACUUCGUGGCCAACGGCGGACUGAAAGUGUCCGUCUGGAGUAAAGUGCUGAACAGUAAAGCGGCCUGGGAGGAUAAGGAUGAGUUCCUAGAUGUGAUCUACUGGUUUCGUCAAAUAAUUGCAAUUGUUUUGGGUGUUAUCUGGGGAGUUGUUCCACUUAAAGGAUUCUUGGGAAUAGCAAUAUUUUGCUUGAUCAAUGCAGGGAUCCUCUACCUCUACUUCAACAGUUUCCAACAAGUGGAUGAAGAGGAGUACGGCGGAACAUGGGAAUUAACAAAAGAGGGAUUUAUGACGUCUUUUGCAUUGUUUCUGGUUGUUUGGAUUAUCUUUUACACUGCAAUUCACUUUGACUGAAGAUCAAAAACUGUCAUCAAUUCCUGCCAGUUGUAAAUUUUGAAAGGAGAGAAAUCAAACUCUUGGUGUACAUUAUAAAAACUUGCAGCAGCUCAAAAUCUUUUGUACCAUCAAAUCACGGGAUCUGUGAAGACUCCAUGGGACAGCUUGCAGGAAGUAAUAUUUCCACUGAUGUUGUUUUAAUGUCUGCAAUAAUGUAUGGAAUCUCCCAGGAAUCUAACAAGACGUGGAUCUCUUUGGCCACCACUGUUUUAAGAGAUGAGGCAGCAUUGAAGCACAGCUUCUCUGUAAUGCUGGUACUCUUGUAGUUAGUAUCUGUUUUAAUUUAAAUUAAUGUAAAUUACCUGUAGAAAUGAGAGAUGAAAUGUUAAUUUUUGACUUGUACAUCUUUCAGAGUUUGUAUUUCAGACUUUAUAAUGGAAAAUGAUUGCACCUUGGUAGCAUUAAAAUGACAACCCAAUACAGUUUUGUACCUGCUUUAAAGAUCAAAGUGGUUCAACUAGCAUUUCAAAUGACUAUCUGAUAAAAAUUUUGAUACCUGGA
Molecule: messenger RNA, 1047 nt
Organism: Leucoraja erinaceus (little skate)
Lineage: Eukaryota; Metazoa; Chordata; Chondrichthyes; Rajiformes; Rajidae
Gene: rab5if
Product: RAB5 interacting factor
Exons: 4
Coding region: 127-504 (125 amino acids)
Biological process (GO): mitochondrial respirasome assembly
Source: RefSeq, a predicted model, not a curated record